This is a messenger RNA of Mytilus trossulus (common blue mussel), 1393 nucleotides long. Its product is annotated as alcohol dehydrogenase class-3 chain H-like. The transcript is spliced from 10 exons. NCBI's taxonomy places the organism in Eukaryota, Metazoa, Mollusca, Bivalvia, Mytilida, Mytilidae. The record is from RefSeq and is a predicted model, not a curated record. Gene Ontology annotation, cellular component: cytosol. The coding region runs from base 110 to 1249 and encodes 379 amino acids. Gene Ontology annotation, molecular function: S-(hydroxymethyl)glutathione dehydrogenase [NAD(P)+] activity; zinc ion binding. Gene Ontology annotation, biological process: formaldehyde catabolic process.
AUCUAGAUGUAGUGCGGAAAUUUGGGUGUCGUGUGCAAAUAACAGAUAACAUUUUGCCGGUGAGAAACAGUGUGCACACGUCAAAGUCAGACAAUCAAAUUGAAAAAGCAUGUCUGAAACAGCAGGAAAGCCCAUUCAAUGUCUAGCAGCAGUAGCAUGGGAGGCAAAGAAGCCCCUGACUAUGGAAACCAUAGAAGUAAUGCCACCUAGGGCUGGUGAAGUCAGAAUUAAGGUUUUAUACACUGGAGUAUGUCAUACAGAUGCUUAUACAUUAGACGGCCAUGACCCAGAGGGAAAGUUCCCAUGUGUACUCGGACAUGAAGGAGGUGGUGUGGUGGAAAGUGUAGGCGAAGGGGUAACAUCUGUUCAGGCAGGUGACCAUGUCAUUCCUCUGUAUACACCUCAGUGCUAUGAAUGUAAAUUCUGUAAGAACCCAAAGACAAAUCUAUGUCAGAAAAUCAGGUUAACCCAGGGACAAGGUGUAAUGCCUGAUGGUACAGCUCGGUUCACUUGUAAGGGUAAAGAUUUGUUCCACUUUAUGGGAUGUAGUACAUUUAGUCAGUACACUGUGGUAGCUGAAAUAUCUGUCAGCAAGGUCAACCCUAAAGCAGCCUUAGAGAAGGUGUGUUUACUUGGAUGUGGUAUAUCUACUGGUUAUGGUGCUGCAUUAAAUACAGCAGGAGUAGAACCUGGCUCAACAUGUGCUGUGUGGGGAUUGGGAGCUGUUGGAUUAGCUGUCAUUAUGGGAUGUAAAAAAGCUGGAGCCUCACGUAUCAUUGGCGUGGACAUUAACCCAGAUAAAUUUCCUAUAGCCAAGGAGUUUGGUAUGACUGAGUCUUUUAAUCCUAAAGACCACCCAGAUAAAACUACACAACAGGCUUUAGUGGAACUGACUGAUGGUGGACUAGACUAUACAUUUGAAUGUAUUGGAAAUAUUCAUACAAUGAGAGCAGCUUUAGAAGCCUGUCAUAAAGGAUGGGGUGUGUCCACAAUAAUAGGGGUGGCUGGAGGGGGACAGGAGAUUUCUACCAGGCCAUUCCAACUGGUCACUGGACGAGUCUGGAAAGGAACGGCUUUUGGAGGAUGGAAGAGCAGGGAAAGUGUGCCAAAACUAGUGGAGGAGUACCUGAACAAAGAAUUGAAAGUAGAUGAAUUUGUUUCCCAUAAUGUCAAACUUGACAAGAUCAACGAAGCGUUUGACUUGAUGCAUUCUGGGAAGAGCAUUCGAGCAGUUGUUGCCCUGUUCUAAGAAGGACAAGGAAGUGCCUUAAAGACGGAAGUAAUUCAUUCCAGAACAUUUAACUAAUUCUAGUGCUAUACUACUUUGUUAGAGAGAACAUUUUACACAAGAUGAAUGUGAAGAACAUAUGCACAUUAAAAGCUUUGCAAAAAU